AAACAACUAACAAAAUCAGGCACUGAAAACAUCCUCCAUAUUCCAUAAGCUGCCAAAAUAGUCUUCACCUCUGUCUUUCUGCACACCCCUUUUGCCUUUUCUCUGUACAACCACAACAACAUUCACAUACCAUUUUCUUGUUUCUGAUAUGUUUUCAUGAUUGAUAAAUUGUAUCAAUAAUCAAUUUUAUGAAAAAAAAUUCAUUUAUGGUUGAUGGGUUUUUUUCGAAACUCUCAGAGGACAUAGUUAUUAACAUAUUGUUCAAGCUUGAAGAUGAUCCAAGAAGUUGGGCUCGUUUGUGUUGUGUUUCGACGAAAUUUGGAUUUCUAAUUUAUACCAUAUGUUGUAAAUCAAAAUGUUCUUUGACUAUUCCUGUUGUUGUAACCUAUCUCCUUUGUAGCCCUACUUCUUCUUCUGCUGCUGCUGUUGCAUCUCCUCCUGGAGGUUAGUAUUCGCUUUACAAGCUAGCUGUAUGUUAUCCAGAGUUACAUCAAGCUGGUGUGCUUUUGGAGAAUUGUGAUUUUGGGCUAGAACGUGAACUUGGCCCUCAUGAGAAUUAUCAGAAUCGGGUUUUGCCUGAAUCUGAAACGAUCCAUUCUCAGCCUGUACCUUGUGGUGCUGUAGCUGAUUGUGGUUGGUCCAUGUUUGAUGAUCUUUUGUUUGAUACUGUUUAUGAUGCUUUUGAAUCAACCCUAAAUCAACCUGAAGUGGUGGAAGAAGAACCCCAAAAUCUAGUGGUGACCCCAAUAAGGCCUGCAAAGAGGCAAAAAAUUUACAGAUCGCCUUGUUCACAUUUGGCUUCUAGGAUAUGAAAUUUGAGCUGUGAGCAGGGGAAUAAGCUACUAGCUAGUCGAUUCAAAGGGGAUUGUUUGUACAUGUAUGAUUGGCCUGGUUGUAUUCACAUGGAAGAGAAGAGGAAUUACAUGCUAUUUGGGGGGAUUUUCAAGAAUUUUAAGCAGUCGAGGGGAUGAAGGACGGUUAAUGAUGGUAACAGGAAGAAGAUUGAUCUGAAUUGCUCGUUCUGCUCGUCAAAACAAACGUGGGAUCUGCAUUCAGUAUUCUGUUUAAGGAGGUAUUUUGGGUACCAUGACGAUAGAGAACCAGUUGUUCGCGCUUAUGUUUGUGAGAAUGGCCAUGUUUCUGGAGCAUGGACUGAUUGACUAUUGUACACAUGACUUAGUUCAACACCAAUUAUGGGAUACUUGGGUUAACUUUAACUGAUUUUUUCGUGUUUUUGUGACUGGCAGUUGGUUACUUUUCCCAUUUUAGGCUGGUUCAUGAAUUUGGGAUUUAUGUACGUUGUGAUUGCUUACUGUAGGUAUUUUCCAUAUUUAUAUUAUAGAGUUUAAUAGAUGGAGUAUUUAUGUUUA
Messenger RNA from Capsicum annuum, 1370 nucleotides. RefSeq names its product phytochrome A-associated F-box protein. The record is from RefSeq and is a predicted model, not a curated record. Lineage: Eukaryota; Viridiplantae; Streptophyta; Magnoliopsida; Solanales; Solanaceae.